AUGGAUUCAACAUCACCGCGCCAACAGCAUCGUCAGGAGCCGUUUUCACAACAACAGUCAGAUCAAUAUUAUCAGCUUGCCAACGAGACAAGCUCCGAGUAUUAUUGCCCGCAAACAAAUCAAGAAAAGAGCAAUUAUGGUCUCACAAGAGACGAAGGGAGCUCACUUUUGUCAACGACAACCGCCGCUCUUCGAAAUUGUUGUUCCAAUUCAAAUUCCAACAGUACAAUCGAUUUAAUAGAAGGCGACACUUAUCAACUAUUUCGAGCCUUAACAAAUCAAUUAAAGAAAGAAAGGCAACUGGAAACAAUGUGUCAAGCAAUCGAAGGCGGAUUAUCGACGGAAGUGUCAAACAAAGUUCACACCCAUCAAUAUCAACCAACCGAUUGUGUCCUCGUUCCACGUCAAUUAAUUCACGACGAAGAACCGCAAGUCAUCGCUUGUCGUCUAUGGCGAUGGAGCGAUCUCUGCGAUCCCAACGAGAUCAAACGCAUACCGAAAUGUCCGAACGAGAAGGAUCCCAUUUACGUCUGUUGCAAUCCCGCACAUUGGAGUCGAUUAUGUGUACCAGAGAUUAUUUAUUUUAAAUCUAUUUUAACUGUGUAUAUGAUGGCGCCUCGCUUAAGACCAACACGACUAAAGACGAGUGUAGUGAAGAAGAAAGAAAAGAAGUCGACUGAUUUUUUGGUUCAUAGAAGGCAUUUAUUGUUGCUUGGAGGGGAAUUUCUAUUUAGUGGGAGAUAUAGCAGAGCAUAA
This is a messenger RNA of Clunio marinus, 756 nucleotides long. The record is from the annotation of a GenBank genome assembly. Lineage: Eukaryota; Metazoa; Arthropoda; Insecta; Diptera; Chironomidae.